This is a messenger RNA of Acanthopagrus latus (yellowfin seabream), 10246 nucleotides long. RefSeq names its product insulin-like growth factor 2 mRNA binding protein 1 (gene igf2bp1). Gene Ontology annotation, cellular component: cytoplasm; nucleus; cytosol. NCBI's taxonomy places the organism in Eukaryota, Metazoa, Chordata, Actinopteri, Spariformes, Sparidae. The transcript is spliced from 15 exons. Gene Ontology annotation, biological process: nervous system development; regulation of gene expression. The record is from RefSeq and is a predicted model, not a curated record. Gene Ontology annotation, molecular function: mRNA 3'-UTR binding. Bases 1367 to 3172 code for a protein of 601 amino acids.
CGCCGCCAUAUCUGACACAUUGUUUCGGUUGAUGUGGAUGUGGGUGAAGGCUAUGUGUGGCAGGGUAGGGGAGAGGGUUUCCGCAGGUUCCAGUAGCAGCGGCCCCUGAGACAAAACUGAGGCCCUGGCCCCUUUGUUCCCCUGCUCCAAACAACUGGGGUUCACCAUAGGUCAUUUAUGUAACAUCAUGACGACUAACUUCUUAACUACGCAUCAUAUUCGCCCAGAGGGUGGGAGCAGCAGAGAGGUGGGGGUACUCGGCUGUAGAACUAGCAGGCGGUGCCUUUGUAUCUAAAUGUGGACUUAUUUUCCCCACCCAGACCUUCAGCUACAAAAGACACGGCUGUGGGUCGAAGUGAGCUGUGGCAUAUAACCAGCUCGACGCCUAAAAAAAAAAAAAAACAAUCUUCGGCCUUAGCUUUUAGCCACCAUGACUGUACUAUGGAGGAAGCCAUGUCUCUCUAUAUGGCCUAAUCUUUACCCGCACGAGCAAGGAGGGCAUUAAGCGCAUGUGUGGCCUCGUCGUGUUGCAUAAAAGCCCCAGCGCAGUACACAAGUACAGUACAGACUGGAGCGAGCAAGCACUACAAACCAGGGGUCUCUGCCUGUGUGCCCAUGCGCGCGCCCAUGUAGACUACACACGCGCUCAUCUGGUGAAUACCCUAGGAUGAGAAGGGGAUGCCCCCCUCCUCCUCUCUCUAACCUACUCCAAAUAGACCACGUGGUUUCCUCUUUGCAAACAAAAAAAAAAAAAAAAAAAAAAAAACGCGAAUUGGAGUCGGCGGAGGGGCGGCGUCACCCCGCUGCCGGCAGCAGGCGGAUCGGUGAAAGAGGGGAAGGGUAGAAAACUAGAGAGAGAGGCGGAGAGAGAGGAAAACAUUUUUCCCGAUCUGAUCCCGCCAUAGUUUUUUCCCACUCUUCCACCACAGACCCAUCACCAAAUCCAUCCAGUACAACCCACCUCCUCCACAGUGCGAUAGAGAGGCUAUAGGCUGCUGCUUUAUUCGUCUGCUGGGGCCGGGCUGCAAGUCAAGGGAUUCAUUUCUCCUCCUGCUCCACUUAUUCUACUGGAUUUACGGCUAAAUUCAACGUUACCAUCUGGCUUUACACUUCUAAAAUCUCAUUUUUUUUAUUUUACUUUCCUAACGAGAAUUUACGUUUCUUCCGUUCUGUAUUUCUUUAAAAAUAUUUUUGAGAUAUUCUUGCCCUCUAGCGUGAUUUCCACUUUCAGUUAGUGUGACACUAUCUUGUUGCGCUAUUAGCAGAUUCAGGAGAUAAACUUUUUUUCGCUGGCUUAAAUUCUAGCAUUUCCGGGCUUUGUUUUUUUUUUCUUCGUUUUUCUGGACUUGGAAAAACAAUUUCCACCAUGCACAAGCUAUACAUUGGGAAUCUAAGCGACAACGUGACUGCCGAGGACUUAGGGAAAACCUUUGACGACCACAAGAUCCCAUACUCCGGACAGUUUCUAAUGAAAACCGGCUAUGCGUUUGUGGAUUGUCCGGACGAUCAGUGGGCCAUGAAGGCUAUCGAGACGUUUUCUGGUAAAGUGGAACUUCAGGGGAAACGUAUUGAAGUCGAGCACUCCGUCCCCAAGAAGCAAAGGACCAGGAAACUGCAGAUCAGAAACAUUCCACCUCACCUGCAGUGGGAGGUGCUGGAUGGUCUGUUGGCCCAGUGUGGGACCGUCGAGAACUGUGAACAAGUGAACACAGACAGUGAAACUGCUGUGGUAAAUGUCACAUAUGCAUCCCGGGAGCAUGCCAGGCAAGCCAUCCAGAAGCUGAAUGGUUACCAGUUCGAGAACAAUGCCCUGCGUGUCUCCUACAUCCCUGAUGAGAACUCUGAGUUGGAGGGAAGCCAGAGGGGGUCCGAUUAUGGCCGCAGACCUGGCUAUGGCUCCCGAGGCGGACCCCGCGGUGGUUCCCCGAGCUCAGGGAUGCCACCCAAAACUCAGCACGUGGACAUCCCUCUGAGACUGCUGGUACCAACACAGUACGUCGGCGCCAUCAUUGGCAAGGAGGGAGCCACCAUUCGUAACAUCACCAAGCAGACAGCGAGCAAGAUUGACGUGCAUCGCAAAGAGAACGCAGGUGCUGCUGAGAAGCCGAUCAGCAUCCACUCCACCCCUGAAGGCUGCUCGGCCGCUUGCCGCAUGAUCCUGGACAUCAUGCAGCAGGAAGCUAAAGACACCAAGACUGCUGAUGAGGUUCCUCUAAAGAUUCUGGCUCACAAUAACUUUGUUGGACGCCUGAUUGGUAAGGAGGGGCGGAACCUGAAAAAAGUUGAACAGGACACAGACACCAAGAUCACCAUCUCACCUCUUCAGGACCUGACACUGUACAAUCCAGAGAGAACCAUCACAGUCAAAGGCCCGAUUGAAGCCUGCUGCCUAGCUGAGGUGGAGGUCAUGAAGAAGGUCAGAGAGGCCUAUGAGAACGACAUCGCUGCAAUGAAUCAACAGACCCACCUGAUACCUGGGCUCAACCUGGGUGCUCUGGGCCUCUUCCCCUCCUCCUCCAACAUGCCACCACCCCCACCUGGAAACUCCACCUCUGGUGCUCCCUAUGGUUGCUUUGGGGCUCCAGAGCAGGAGACUGUCCAUGUAUACAUCCCAGCACAGGCAGUGGGAGCCAUCAUUGGAAAGAAAGGUCAGCACAUCAAACAGCUGAGCCGCUUCGCUGGGGCCUCCAUUAAGAUUGCCCCAGCUGAAGCUCCAGACUCUAAAAUGAGGAUGGUGAUUGUGACAGGACCCCCUGAGGCCCAGUUUAAGGCUCAGGGCAGAAUUUAUGGCAAACUGAAGGAGGAAAACUUCUUUGGACCAAAGGAGGAGGUCAAACUGGAGACUCACAUCAAGAUGGCCGCUGCCGCUGCAGGGAGGGUCAUUGGCAAGGGAGGCAAGACGGUGAAUGAACUGCAGAACCUGACCGCAGCUGAAGUGGUGGUCCCCAGGGAACAGACACCAGAUGAAAAUGACCAGGUCAUCGUCAAGAUCAAUGGACAUUUCUACGCAAGCCAGUUGGCUCAGAGAAAGAUCCGGGACAUCCUGACCCAGGUCAAACAGCCACAGAAAGGUGGGAUGGGCAUGGGCUCUGGCUCAAACCCCCAGGGCUUCACAGAGAUGGGCAGCCCUACACAAGGACUGACUCAGGAUCAACAGCCACGCAGGAAGUGAGGAUCCCCACAACCUCCUCACAUGCCGUGGGCCCCCCAACACCUGACGGACAGACGGAUAGACACAUGCACGGACGGAUAGACAGACAAACGGACGGACACAGGAGAGCGACACACGGACCCAGCGAUAGACAGGGAGAGAUAUAAAGAGGGAGGGAGUACGCCCGAUCGCCAGAGAGAAAGAUCAGAGUUUAGAGAGAAAGAGAGGAGAUGAAUAAAAUCACAAAGAAGAAAUGAAUUAAAAAAGAGGAUAACGACAAAAAAGAAACUUGAGAACAGAAACCAGAUGCCAGGCCAGAGGAGAGACUGAUUGAGGAUGGAGGGAUGAAGGAAAGGAGGGAUGGGAAGAGGGAGGGGCGGCAUCCUCCCAGUGUGCCUUGAUAGGGCUGAAGCCAGGUCCUCUUCUGCUGCAGCUGUAACAGAUCCAGAUCAGGCAGGUUUAAACAAUACAACCUACAUUACUCUCCUUGUUAGGAUAGAGCCUUUACGCUGUUGUUUGCACCUGUCCACAUGGGUACAGAUGUACAGCAGAGGGGAGAGGCUGGCUGAACAAAUCUUUGUUUCCUGAGACACACUAGCAGGGGCCCGUUUGUUCCUCUGUCACCCUCUAUGCACCUCUCCAACCAUCUGCAGUCAGUCCUAUAUUUUAAGGGUGGUUUUUUUAAACAUAGAGAUAUAUGUAUAGAAAUGUUUUAUUCAGAGCUAUUAUUGAUAGAAUGCAGUGAGGCGGAGCCGGGAGAGGGAGCAGGGAAACUGCUGCAGUGGCACAGGGGGUAGGUCACAGGUCUGGCAUAAGCCCCACCCACUGCUAACCCCCUAGCCAAUGAAAGUCUAGCAGAGGGGCCGCAGAUGUUAACACUGCUCUUUAAAGACCUCUCCGAAUAGCGGAGGGAUAAGAAAAAAAGGAGAAAAUGAGGUUGUAAAUAUAAUCUUCAUGUAAAUGUUAAGAAGUGCUGCGUCUGGCCGCCUUGCCUUUCUCUAAAGGGGUCUUCUGUAUAUUUCCCAGUCCCUUGUCUAUGAUAUGUAGCAUAAUGUAGCCUACAACGAGGCCAGGGGCUGGGGAGGCACUGAGAACCCCCUUCCACGUUUUGCCGUGUGGUGGAAGGCGCAGCAAGAGACAGUAAGGGGAGCGGAGGUCGCAGCGGGUCCUGCAGUUCUAUUGCAGCGGCUUAGCUAAGACAUGCUAAACCUUUAUAAACAACUUUAUAAAAACAGCCAGUAGCUAUGCUAGGUGGCUAGCGGCCCGCAACCUAAACGGCAUAUUUUAUAUAUAUUAUAUAUAUAUGAUAUGUGAGUUAGCCCGGCCCCUCGGGUGAAUGUAUUGAAGGCAGCGAGGACAGGUCAGGUGUGAGGAUUUGCUACACCUGUAUGAAUUAGUCCUGCAAUGACAGACAGACAAGGUGUGUCUGAGACUUUCUGCUCAUUGCCUUCCUCCAGCGCUGGAUAUUCAAGGCCAGUCUUGGACAGGAUGUCUUUCUCUUCAGAGACCAUCCUGGCAUUAAAGCCAUCCUUGUUCAUUUGGACCAACAUGGCCUCUAAUGUUUGUAUUGAUAAAAAAUGUUCAAGACUGGCCUUGGCCGAGCGCGGGAACCAAACAGGCGAAGUCUUCCAAAGUUCCUUGCCUCGAGCUCAGAGAGGGUAAAAUCAGUCUGAAGGGGAGCGGCUUCCUCGUUCUCUCUCCCAAUCUGCCAAAGGCCUGUCGGCAGAGCCUCCAGACCCCGCCUGCGUAUGAUAAUGAGGGGCGGGGUCUAAAUCUGGACGCUCUCGCCAAGAUUAGAUCAGAUUAGAGAAGAAAUGAAAAAGAAAAAACCUACCUCAGGGUAAAGUUACCUCAGUAUUACUAACUUUUUUUUUGCUUGCUGGUGUUUUAUAUAAGAAGAAAAAAAAGAAAAUAAGAGCUGAUAGUCCUGAAUAUUUUUUAUUUUUUUAAUGAAAAAAAGUAUUUUUUUUUAGGUAUUGUCUUGUUGCUUUGGUUAUUUUUUUCUGUUUUUUUGGUGUGAUGAUGGUCGAAUGAGCUCAGGAUGACGAGGAGGUUAUGUUUUCUCCCAAAGCAGAGAGAGAUGAAAUGCUGGUCUAGAGAGGAAAUGGGUCGAGUGCCAUUUUGCCUUUUUUAGGUGAGGAAACAUACUCUCUGUCUUCCUGAAGUGUGAUUGGAACAGCCGUUGUCUGAAAUGGAGCAUUGGUCUAUGGGGAGUGGUGUUAACUCGAGGGGGGGGUCCUGAAGUGCAUACGGUGACCCAAUACGCCAAUGGAUGUUCCUUUUCCAGAGCUCAUGUCAUCCCAGGGGUGAUAGUGAUGAUACCAUUCUCUUGGCAAGUGGCCCACCCUGUGCCCUGAAUGACCUCCCUCUCUUGCCUUAUUGUGAUGACAUCAUCAUGAAGCGCCAAACAUUAUAAGAGGGCUUUAAGUGUUCAAGAAGUUAAGUUUCUCACCCACAAAGAAGACACGUGAGAGUGAGCUUCAGCCACUUUCCACCCAGUGUUACUUUGCCCCUCUCAUCUGGAGGUUAGGAACUUGUCAGAUCAGAGUUGUGUUGAACACAGCAGUAGAGUUCCAUCUACAGUGUAACUGUGCAUGGAGACAAAGAGAGCAUUCUACCUACACACAAGCCUGAACUAGCUCUGACUUCUCUGAAUGUGAAUAUUUAUUACCUGUGCACUGACCACGACACCUCAGAUGCUCCCUCUUGGCUACAUGUGUGCCUGGUGCGUGCUUGUGUGUGUGUGUGUGUGUCUGUGUGUGUGCGUGUGUGUGUGUGUGUGUGAGAGAGAAAGAGAGUGAGAGAGAAAGGAAAAGAAUGUGGAUGUGUGUGUGUGCACACGCACACGUGUGUUUGUGUUAACUGGUUUUAAAUGUUCAUUUUUGUCGGGGAUAUGGUUGGGUGAAACUUUAGAAAAAGCAGAAAAAAGUAGGACGAGAACCUAUGGCCCUCCGUCUGCAUUCCAACUGGCUGCGGAGGGAGAAAUCCAAGACGCUUUGAAAAAUGGGAGCAAAAGAGAAAAGCAAGAGAGUUUAAACAACGUAACAGAGCCAAGUAAUGGAUUUAAACCUGUAUAUAAGAUGUGAAAAAAGGUGAUCACAGUACUUUUUGUAUUUUUGGAGAAAAAAAGCAUAAAAAAUCAGAUUGGGAAAAGCUGUGUAGACAGGAAAGAUUGCUCCAAGCCAAGUCACUGAAGGACACUGCCAGAUAACUCACAAUCUUUUUAAUGUCUUACCUGCACUCGGCGACAUACACCGCCAGUGGUCAUCAGCAACACCACCAGCUCACCAUCAAACAGGGAAAAGUCUAUUCUAUUGUGUCUAUGCUUCCAUUUUUGUCCAGAGAUGGUAACUUCACAGAUCAACAUGCUUGUCCUGUGUUAAGUUUCCACCUCUUUCCAAACCAUAGAGCUCUGUUCACAACCACCAAGACACGCUAUUAAGAAUUCAUUAUUCAGCCUGCAGCCAUUUGGAUUGGUUAGGAUUCAUUUCUCUUAUUUUGUUUUUGGUUGUAUUAAGUUUUGACAAUACAGCAAGCUUUAUUUGGACAUGACAUCUGGGACGUACUGUUGCACUAAUUGAUGAAAUAUGUCGACAACGUCAAACUAUCAUAAGGACUGAGAAUGUCCUGUAACACCUGAUGCAAUUCUUUAAAGAAAGAAAGGUGGAGAGGGAAGGAAAGAGGAGAAGAAAGGACAGGAGGAGGCAAGGAAAGAGGAUGAGUUGGGGAUGAGGUGUUGAAAAAAACCUUCUCCCUCCACCACCUACUUUCUUGUUGUUUCCUCUUCGGUCCUUCCACAGAAGAAUUUCAAACUCUCUCCUUGUCGGUUUUUGACCUUUCUGUACUCCAGGAGAAGAGUGAGAUGUUUUUAUUUCCUUCUAUUAAAGAAAAUCAUUUCAUUUUUGGGAGUGGGCGGGAACAAGGGUCCCUCGCCCUCUCUUGCGCUGGUCUCCAUCGUGUUCGUUUUGCUCACUUCUGUUCAAGACCUUUUGAAUCUCUUACUUUAAAAAACUUUUUUUUCUUUCUUUCUUUUUUUUUUUUACAAUCGAUAUUUUGACUCUUUUUGGAAAAUGAAAAAUAGUUUAAUUUGAUCACAUUUUGUUUUUUUUCUUUUUCGAAUGCACAAAUCUAUUAACAAAACAACUACUAAAUACAAUGAACUACUAACAUGUAGCUCAGUACAUGACAGUAACUGUGCCAAACACACAGGAGGUGGCUCAGUCCAAAAUGCAGUAUAGAGCCAUUUUGAGCAAAUAACCUGUAAUACUGGAUGAAUAGAAAAGGUCUUAAGAUAACUUCAGUAGUAUUCAGAGAGAAGAUUAGUACAUUAAGAUGGUGAUAUCUCAUCUUGGAACUGAACUCUUCUCACUUUGUUUUUGUAUGUACAGUAGAGAUAAUACAUGUUCUGGUUGCUGUGUCUGAGACACACACCAUGUAUACUACUCCUGCUCUGUGGCGGUAAGAACGGCUCACACAAAUCUAAGCCUGCAUCCUGACUGGGACAGAAAUCAUUGGGCCUUUGGGGUGUGUCAUCAGAUCUGGAUCAUUUCUGGGCCCCAAAAUGAACCCUCUGUCCUUUUUUAUGCAAGUUGCGUGAUGUACUGAUAAGUUGUAUCAGUUAGGACAGAGUUUGGCAGUGUGAGGUGCCACACAGUGUAAAAAGAAAAUCAUUAUAGUUACCACGCUAAAAUGUAAGCAUCAAACUUUUGUUGUAACAAGCUCAUUCCAAAACUUUUUCAAGGACAAUACCAGUGUAUGUUUUAUCCCAUAUUUUAUAACUUACAGCUGAGCAUUUUCUAAAACAUCAUAUACCAUGUAUGUCUAAACCUGACGCCAUAUUUGGGAUGUCCAUGCUCUGGGCAAAAGUUUGCCAUUGGUUCCUACCAGGCAAAAAAUCUGCCAAAGGUGUUAUUAUGGUUUGUUGAUAUGAAUUACUUAAAAUAACUACACAUAAAUGGGCUCUGUGGAACUGCUGUGUUGUGUUGGAAGGCAGUCGUCUAUUUUUAAACUAACAUUAGCUUGCUAUUGCUAAAUGUCCACUCCUUUCACUCGCAGGCAGUGCACAGGUUAUGAGGGCUGUUCAGUUGGCAGUAGUCCAUACAGCGUGCUUUAGAAAAUGCCCAGCACUAAUGUCAAAUACGUGCGGUGAACUCACUGCUGUUGUCUUUCUCUUUUAAAAGAUUGGAAGCUUGUAAAUUCAGACUUUUGGGUAAACUAUCUUACCCAACUUCUUGUUUGAGUACAGCUUUGCUUUCUCAACUUUACAACAUGUAGCUCAGCCCUGACAGACAGAAAAAAAGACAGACAUACAGACAGACAGACUCCAAGCUCUUGCGAGGACAGUUUGCAAUGAAAGGAUGCAAACCCCUCCUUUUUGUUAACCCCCCCCGUCCCUGAACAGAGACGGGCUCCAAGUCUCGACAAAUUUUCAAGUAAAACUCAACAGAGGGACACCAUGUCGAGACGAAACAAACAAACCUCUUGACACAUAACUAGGAACGCUACCUCAAAACAUAAGCAAACUCAGCUAGAAGAUUGUUUUUUUUUUUUUCUUUGAACACAAACAGACAAGAGCAAACAGUCAGUCAGACAGACACACAGACAUACAGGACGGACAGUCUAUGUUAUAGUCACAGUUUUGUUUUUGUUUUUCCACUUCAACUUUAAUUUAUUUUUCGGGUCUUGAAAUUUUACCUCUCCAGCUUAGAGAUGGGACUGUAAAAAUAAAUGAGUAAAUAAGAAAAAAUGACAAAAAAGACAAAAAAACCCAAUAUUGACACAUUGUGGUGCGGGGUGGCGUGGGCAGGCAGGACGAGGGUUUUCUUCAUGUGUUGGGUGGAAUCUUGGGUAACGUGGUCCAUGCACGGCCCAGUCAUAACGAGGUGUUAUCUUUGUUCUGGGAACGGUUUCUAUUUUACAACUUAACUGUUCAAAGCUGCUCCUAGUCAGUCACUCAUUCUGAAUCAGAACUUGACACCUCAACUUUUUUAACCUGCGUCUGCCCGCUAAAAUGACCCACAAUCCUCAUUCAGCUCUGCCCUGCAGCUCCACUUCCCCUCCCUGUGAUUUCACCUCCUGAAUCAAGGGGCACAACACCUGUAACCAUGUAAUUGUUUUGUUGAUCUACCUCUUAAAAAAAAAUAGGUAAAUGGUAAAUUUUUUUUGAAAAAGGACACAAAAAUACAAAAAUAACAAAAAAAAAAAGUUGCUCGAAAGAAAUAUAGGUAAAUGAAUAACUGGGUAGCGGCAUCUCCAUAUACUGUAGUGGAUAGUUUAUUAAAGGAAAAACUUUUACUUCUUCCAAAGAUGAUUUUGUUUUCUUUCUCCAUUCAUAGUUACUUUUCAGGAUUUUGAAAUUGAAUAAUGAUCUUAAAGGGGGAGACAAAAACUUACCACCUGUUUUUAAUUUUCUUGUUUAAAAAAAAAACCCAACAUAAAUGAGAUUUCUUUAUCCAAUUUGCAUUUUCUUUUGUUCAUUUCAUUAAACUUACACUUUUUUUAAACUUCAGAAUUAUUCGUCAUGUUUUAUUUUGGUUGACUUCUAAUUUUUUUCUCUCUUUUUUUUUUUAUGACAGCAGAUUGUAUCUCUUGUGUUCGGGUGCAUUUAGCAUUUUUCUUUCUCUCUGUGAAAAGCCUACAUUAAUUAGAGCGCCCUGCGAGGACCUUCUACACUAAUCAAUGAUCUAUUUUCACUUCUAAUGAGUCGUUUGAAAAAGCAAAAGGACCUGUUGUUUUAGCUGACUGUGUUGCUGCAGGUGGAAGGAGGAAGGCCCUGUAUCAUUUCUGUCCUUCUUGUGCCACCCUGAACUGGAGAAAGAAAUAGUCUAAUCUGAUCAGGACUCAGCCUCCUAAACUGAAAUUAUUUGACAUGCAGCCGUGACAAGACUGUUGGCUCAUGGCCCAGCUGCUGAAGUGAGCGUGAGAAGGUUUGAGGCUUCCUCCUUCCACCAGAUGGCGCCUUUGGUCUUUACAGUAUAUGGACUUUCACCCUCUGCCUGCCUGAUUCCUUUAGUCCUCAUCAACACUUGUUUUAAACUCCUUGUAAACAAAACAGAGCAUAGAUAUGAAUGUGUUAUUAAAAGAUAAGAAAACGGA